CCCCAGCCAGGGAAUUUCAAUUUGAAACCCGGCGGAGGGUGGAGGCGGCGGGAGCGGAGGACUGCGUCCGGGGCUGGAGCGGGACGCGUCCCCGGGACGAGCAAGCUCGAGAGGGGCGGUGUCCGGUGUAAGCUGUAACCAUGACUACUGAAGUUGCCUCUGCAUCUGAGGUGAAGAAGGGCUCUGACCCGUCCGGAGCAGAUGCCCACAAGGAGAAAGCUAGAGAAGUAGUGGAGAAUGAGCAGACUGCAGCGUCUGAGCUGGACGAAGGGAAAGCCUCCCAGCCAGGCCCUACAGCUGAGAGCCAAAGCAGUCCCCACCGGCGGAAGCGAGGGAAGGAUCCAUCUGAGAACAGGGGCAUCUCUCGCUUCAUACCCCCAUGGCUUAAGAAGCAGAAGUCUUACAGCCUUGUAGUAGCCAAAGAUGGGGGAGAUAAAAAAGAGCCUACUCAAGCGGAUGGGGAAGACCAGAUCCUAGACAAAGAGGGUACCCUUCCCGAAGAAGAGAGUCGGGCCAAGGGGGAUGCCGAAGAAAUGGCUCAGAGGAAGCACCUGGAGGUUAAGGUGGAGGUCAGGGAAGAAAAGUCGGUCUUGAAAAGCAGUGCUGAGAUCCAGCCUGCUGAACAAGUGAGGAAGGACAAGGAGGAGGAGGUGAUAGAGGAUAUACAGGAAGAGAAACCGGAAGGAGGCGCAGCCAAAAGAGAGACGAAGGAAGUUCAGACAAGUGAGCUGAAGGCAGAGGUGGCCUCUCAGAAGGCCACCAAGAAGACCAAGACUGUCCUGGCCAAAGUGACCCUCUUAGAUGGCACAGAAUUCAGCUGCGACCUUGAGAAACGCGCUAAGGGACAAGCGUUGUUUGACAGAGUAUGUGAGCACCUGAACCUCUUGGAGAAGGACUACUUUGGACUUAUAUUUCAGGAGCAUCCUGAGCAGAAAAACUGGCUCGAUCCUGCCAAGGAAAUAAAGAAACAGCUGAGAAGUCUUCCCUGGCUGUUCACUUUCAAUGUGAAAUUUUACCCUCCGGAUCCUUCUCAGCUGACUGAAGACAUCACCAGAUACUUCCUGUGCCUUCAGCUGAGGCAGGACAUCUCCUCUGGCCGCUUGCCCUGCUCCUUUGUGACUCACGCCCUAUUGGGGUCCUACACCCUGCAGGCUGAGCAUGGGGACUAUGACCCAGAAGAGUAUGACAGUAUUGAUCUUGGUGACUUCCAGUUUGCCCCAACCCACAACAAGGCGCUGGAGGAAAAGGUGGCAGAACUGCAUAAAACUCACAGGGGCUUAUCUCCAGCACAGGCUGAUUCUCAGUUCUUAGAAAAUGCGAAGAGGCUUUCCAUGUACGGCGUUGACCUGCACCAUGCCAAGGACUCCGAAGGUGUGGACAUCAAGCUGGGUGUGUGUGCUAAUGGCCUUCUCAUUUACAAAGACAGACUGAGAAUCAAUCGCUUUGCUUGGCCGAAGAUUUUGAAGAUUUCCUAUAAGCGAAGUAAUUUCUACAUUAAAGUUAGACCAUCAGAGCUGGAACAGUUCGAGAGCACCAUUGGAUUCAAACUGCCAAACCACCGGGCAGCCAAAAGGCUAUGGAAAGUCUGUGUGGAGCAUCACACUUUCUACAGACUCGUGUCUCCAGAGCAGCCACCAAAGACCAAGUUCUUGACCCUGGGGUCAAAAUUCCGCUACAGUGGCCGCACGCAGGCGCAGACACGAGAAGCAAGCACCCUCAUAGACAGGCCGGCGCCACAGUUUGAGCGCGGCUCUAGUAAGCGUGUCUCGAGGAGCCUAGACGGAGCCCCGAUUGGUGUUGUGGACCAAAGUCUUAUGAAGGAUUUUCCGGGCCCUCCUGGAGAGGGAUCAGUGCCUGGCCCUGGAGUUGUCAGCUAUACUACAGUCCAGGAUGGCCGGAGGGACGGCAAGAGCCCAACUAAAGUCAUACCCCUGCUCGCUGAGGGAAAGAAAAAUACCUUGAGAGUAGACGGGGAUAAUAUUUAUGUCAGACAUAGCAAUUUAAUGUUGGAGGACCUGGAUAAGGCCCAGGAGGCCAUUCUGAAACACCAGGCUAGCAUUAGCGAGCUCAAGCGCAAUUUCAUGGAGUCCACACCCGAGCCUCGCCCCAGUGAGUGGGAGAAGCGGCGAGUCACGCCUCUGUCCUGCCAGAUACUAGCGAGUUCACAUGAGACUCUGAAUGUAGUGGAGGAGAAGCAGCAGGCAGAGGUUGGGAAAGGCGAAAGCGUAAUCACAGAAGAAAUGAAUGGUAAAGAGCUAUCACCGGGGAGUGGUCCUGGGGAGACUCGUAAGGUGGAGCCUAUGGCACACAAAGACUCCACCUCCCUGUCUUCUGAGAGCAGCAGCAGCAGCAGUGAGAGUGAGGAGGACGUGGGCGAGUACCAGCCCCACCACCGAGUGACCGAGGGCACCAUAAGGGAAGAGCAGGAGUGUGAAGAAGAGCUGGAGGAAGAGCCCGGCCAAGGCGCCAAGGUAGUAGAGAGGGAGGCAGCAAUGCCUGAAGCCAUCCCAGACAGACAAGCAGGGGCCAGUGUGCUCCCGGUAGAGACAGAGGCCCAGGAAAAUGUAGUUGCCCAAAAGUUACCUGGAGAGAAGGGUGCACACCGAGGCACUGCUGAGCAAGACAUGAGCGAAGAAGCCGAGGAAGACCAGCACAGAGUUAAUGGAGAGGUGCCCCAUCUUGACAUUGAUGGUUUGCCAGAGAUUGUGUGUUCUGCAGAGCCACCAGUGAUAAAAACAGAGAUGGUAACAAUUUCUGAUGCCUCACAAAGGACAGAAAUCUCCACCAAGGAAGUCCCCAUUGUUCAAACUGAGACCAAAACCAUCACAUAUGAGUCUCCACAGAUUGACGGCGGGGCUGGUGGUGAUUCGGGCGUGUUACUGACCGCACAAACCAUCACAUCUGAGUCCGCGUCAACAACGACCACCACACACAUCACCAAGACUGUGAAAGGUGGGAUCUCAGAAACACGGAUUGAGAAACGCAUUGUGAUCACAGGAGACGCGGCUCUGGAUCAUGAUCAGGCGCUGGCUCAGGCCAUACGGGAGGCCAGAGAGCAACACCCUGAUAUGUCGGUCACAAGGGUGGUAGUGCACAAAGAGACAGAGUUGGCGGAGGAAGGAGAAGACUAAGAAAGUCUUUUUUUAAACAACAUUUAACUUCAUGAAUCUGAAGAACUUUGACCAUUCCAAGUCUUAACGCCACACCACUACUCCAGCAGCAAAAUUAUACUCCGGCAAUGACCAGAAGCCUGAAGAAUUAAAAGCCAACAGCAAACUGUACCUUAACAGCUCUGGUCUCUACUCUCCCCAUACAUAUCUAAUAUAUUAUUGUUUUAUAACCACUUCUAGACAUCUUUGCUCCCCUAUUUUUCUUUCUUUCCCUGCUGUCCUUUUUUUCUUUUCUUUUUUUUAAAAAAGUCUUUGUUUUUUAUUAGGGAUUUGUAUUUGUUUCCUGUCCCUA
Molecule: messenger RNA, 3462 nt
Organism: Rattus rattus (black rat)
Lineage: Eukaryota; Metazoa; Chordata; Mammalia; Rodentia; Muridae
Gene: Epb41l2
Product: erythrocyte membrane protein band 4.1 like 2
Exons: 20
Coding region: 141-3131 (996 amino acids)
Biological process (GO): cortical actin cytoskeleton organization
Cellular component (GO): plasma membrane; cytoskeleton
Molecular function (GO): actin binding; structural molecule activity
Source: RefSeq, a predicted model, not a curated record